Molecule: messenger RNA, 4063 nt
Organism: Seriola aureovittata
Lineage: Eukaryota; Metazoa; Chordata; Actinopteri; Carangiformes; Carangidae
Product: circadian-associated transcriptional repressor-like
Exons: 6
Coding region: 164-1468 (434 amino acids)
Biological process (GO): negative regulation of DNA-templated transcription; circadian regulation of gene expression
Cellular component (GO): nucleus
Molecular function (GO): RNA polymerase II cis-regulatory region sequence-specific DNA binding
Source: RefSeq, a predicted model, not a curated record
CACGGAUGAACUGCCGGGCGGAUCGAGAGAGCUGAGGCUGGGCGCCCCGAUGCAGCUCCAGCUACGGACUGUGUACUGACGGAUCUGUCGUUUCAAAGUAGCUGAGAGAGCCGUUAACGCUUGUUUCUGGCAGCUGCUGUUUUUAUCUGACAUUACUGAGGCAAUGCAGUCCCAGGGCAGCACUUCCUCUCAGCCCUCUUUCGAUUCCCUGAGCUCCAGCGACAGCCUCUUGUUCAGCGACUCAGAGCAAGCAGAGGACGACACAGACGUCUUCCUGACAGACAACUCGUCCUCCGUCAUUAUCGGCGAGGCGGGCGGGCCUACAGCCAAUGCAGACGGGGGAUCGGAAAGUCCCGGGUCCCAGUGGGCGUGCGACGGCUUCACCGAUAAAGAGGAAGAGGAGGAGUCAUACAGGCUGGAGAGUGGCAGCAAAGCAGCUCACAUCAGAUUGGAUGAGAGGGAUCCUACGAGCCAAAUCCCAAAAUCAGAGGGAGAUCUGCUGUUUGCUCAAAAGUGUGCUGAGCUACAGGGUUUUGUCAGGCCCCUGCUGGAGCUGCUGAAUGGACUGAAGAGGGGCCGAUUCGACCGCGGUCUGAGUAGUUUCCAGCAGAGCGUUGCCAUGGAUCGAAUCCAGAGGAUUGUGGGAGUUUUACAGAGACCCAACAGCGGGGAGAAGUACCUGAACACUCUGCUCCAGGUGGAGAUGAUGUUAAAGCUUUGGUUUCCUCAGAUCCCCACUCAGCCUGUCUCUGCAGCCUCCAGCGUCGCCACAUCCCCUGCCCGCUCCCUCCAAGACACUUCCAGCUCCACCCCGCCACACAAGCACAGGGAUCAGUUACAUAUUCCCGUCAAGAAACGUAGACUCAGCUGGACAGGCACGGACGCUCCCGCGCCUUCCGCAGCGCUUCUCAAGUGCCCUCGUAUCAGAGGAGAGGAAAAGAGGGUGAAGCAAGAUCAAGAUGAAAGGGAGGACCCUCCUCCUCCAUCACUGGCUUCUGAUGCAAGUCAAAAUCCACCAGAUGUGGCCGGUAACAGCCAGCUAAAUGAGGACACAAAGGGAAAGGACAGUGACAGCGAGGAACUAGGCAAGCUAUCAAAGUACAAAGCAGGUCAACGCUCUGAGCCGAGCCUGACGUGGGUUCAUGUCGCCCCCAUCCUGUCCCCGCGAAAAGCCUGCAACUCACACGAGGGCACAACCGCGGCGGUUAACAAUGAAAACCAGCCUGUCACUGCCAUUCUCCCGCCCAGCAGGAGGGGCAGCCCCGCUACACAAGACAGCUCCAUCUCUUCUACCACACCCUACAAGCACCCCAAAAAUUUGAAGAAGCCGAUCCGGUGCCAAAGCCAGCCUGUUGCUGGACAACAGAGUGAGAGUGAGACCGUCAAGGCCUGCCAGGGUCAAAGCCAAUCUCCUCAUGUCACACUUAAGCCUUUGCCCAGGGUGUGCCCCACCCCCUUAGAGACCUGAUGCAUUGAACAAGCAAAGAGCCGGCAGCGUCGCUUUGUUACACCACUGAGCUUAAAGCUGCUGUGAGAGGAAGAAGGGAAGAGGCUGAAGGCCUGUCAUUACAGAAACAUUAAAGAGAGGAAGGGGAGGAAAGAAUUGUAGGUGCUUAGAUGUUGAAGACAAAUGAUAGAUGACACACAACCCCUCAUCAAGACCACAACUUUAACAGUAUUUCAAACAACAGGACGUAAUGUAUUCCAAUGAAUCAAAUCUAGUCAAUAAUCACAAUUCCAUAACAGUUAAAAUGUGCACAAAGGUGGUUGUGUUUGAGGGGAAUGGGAAAGAACACCUAAAGCUUAAAGGCUAUUAACAGGUUAUUGCUUAACAACCAAUAGGAGAGAUUAUGAAGAAUUUCUACGAGCAAACGCUUGUUCCUCCUCAGCAUGAAAACAAUCAAUAUUCUGUAUUCAGAGAUGGCUGUUUUUAGCAGACAUCUAACUUGAGGGACAUUCUCAAUCAGAAAAUAGGAAAGCUGAUGUCAGUGUUCAGAAUGAAAGCUUCCAGAGUUUUAUUUGAUGAGGUAACUCUAGUUAGGAUGCGAUCCAGAGGGAGUAACACAGAGUGAGCUGGAUCUGAUUCUACGUUGACUUUACAUUCACUUGUAGAUAGAACUGAGGUGUCUGGCUUGCAGAGGGAAAAUGACAUCGAAGUCAUUUGAAAAUCUUGGUAGCCAGUGAUGUGAGAAAUCCAGUGUACAGGAAGCGGCAUUGUACUGUACGUGUGGUGUGUUGGAGUCAUUGGACACUUGUGGAAAGAAUGAUGUCAUCAACUCACGAAUGUAAUCCAAGAACUGUUCGGGCACUUGGCUGGCAGAUCGGCGGCAAGGCAUCGAGAGAGGAGUGACAUCACAGCCAUCAGAGGUCACGUAACUUUUCCUGUCACCCGACUGCAAACCGACAUCAGCAUCAUGAAAAUCCAAGAAAGACUUUAAAAAGACCAGCCUGAGGAAAAAUAAGGACCACUCAAGGACAUAUGACUCUGGAGUCCCACGGUUAAUUUAUUCAUGUGUUGAUCUGACACUGCUUUAAUUUAUUGUUUGUAUUUAUUUAUUGGGCAGCUGAGUAUCGCCUCCUGUGCGCUUGCAUAGUUUGGCCUACAGUUUUUUUUUUUUUUUUUUUUGGUUAUUUUUGAAGCGAUAGGGAAGAUGCUGUUGACAGUUUGUGGUUUUUAUUGCUAUCAUGAGGGGAAAAAAAAAACUGAAGGAAGUGAAAUAAUCUUAUGAUUGAACUAUUGGACUACUGUGCCUUUUUACCAAAUAGGAUGUGUUCAGAAAAAAAGCAUUUGGUGCUUUCAGUGCACUCAUACUGCGUUUUGAUUGUUUGCUUGUAUUUCACACAAACCAGUACACAUUCAGUCAUCAAAGCCUACAUGUAGUCAUUUUCAUCUUGCUUCUGAAGUUACACACAGCAUCAAAACCAACAGUUUCAUCAACUAUCCACUGCUUAAUAACCGGCGUCCAGCUCUAGUAUUCUGACAUCUACAGUUAAUCCAAACUGCCUACAUCCUCUUCAGCUUUUAAAUACACCAACAGCAGUGGCUACUAUUUGUCAUGUACUAUUCAAGUGUAGCCUUCCUUUGGGGCUUUUAUAUUGGUUCGGAUCAACAGAGGAACAGACUGAACUGCACUCAUAGUUGGUGCUCUUGAAAACUUGAAAAAAAGAAAAACCCAGAAAAUAUAAAUGUAACCCUCUACUGCUGCUACUGUUAUUCUAAUUCCAGUUCUAAUUUAGAUGUUUGAUAGGAGGCGCUCUCUUUAUUUGGAAAUCUGCUCACAAUAUUCUUAUAAAUGUAGGAGGGGGUUUAGUGAUGUGAUUGGAUUUACCUAUAUUGCAAAAGAAUUGUAAAUAUUUAGACUAAUGUAUUUUUAAAUUGGUAUGAGUGGUUCAUAUGCUAUUUACAUUGGGGGGGGGGCAGGUGUGUGUGUGUGGGGGGGGUUAUCCAUGUACCAAACGUCCUCCAAAAAAAAGCACCACAUGUGAACACAGAGCCACUGGCAGCCUCCAUGUUACUGCCUAUGUUUUUGGAGUAUGGCGCGUACAACCCUUCAGUCACAGACCCAGAGUCAGACUGUCCUUCCCCAUUCUGUCUUCAGACAUGACAGCAAGAUGCUCCAGACGCUGACUCUCGAUCAGAGGCUGGGGGUGUCUUCCACCCAACUCCUGUUUUUAUACGGUUGUGGUAAGACAGACAAACCAAUUGCACUUAUUUUUCAUUGUUUAUGUCCUUUUUUUUUCAUGUACGUUUUCUACUGCAGCGACCGACCACUGCUGACUGGUCAGAAAUAAUGUCUUGUUUAUUUUAGCUGCCUUCUUCUUCUUACAUUGUAAACGCUGACUGUAGUUCCCCCUCGCCUCCCCUCCCCCACUCUGCUGCAUUCGUCUGCUCCUGCCCUCUCUCCUUCAUCUCCCUCUACCCCGUUAGUAUCUUUUCUUUCUAAACUAAACUCUGUCUUUCUCUCACCCCAUCUUUACAUGAUAUUACUCUUCUGGCUACUUUUUCAAUAACGAUACAAAAGGAAGAAAUCUUUUAAUAAAUGACACAUUUUUGAAAGCUGAA